Molecule: messenger RNA, 333 nt
Organism: Penicillium verrucosum
Lineage: Eukaryota; Fungi; Ascomycota; Eurotiomycetes; Eurotiales; Aspergillaceae
Exons: 1
Coding region: 1-333 (110 amino acids)
Source: RefSeq, a predicted model, not a curated record
AUGGCAUCAGAUAAGACAGAGUGCAAUCCAGAGUGCAAUCAGUUCGGGAGAUUCUGGAGUGCAGUACUCGGAGCGACCGUUACAAUUAUUCUAUGGAAAGCCGUGGAGAAAUGCUACAAUUACUUUCAACGGAAUACCACAAUAUUUAACGCAAGAACCGCUGGCGGUGAUGAUAUUCGUGCACUGGAUGACCCAGACAAUACUCCUCAUCUCCCAGUUCACAGUACACCUGUGACAUCGCCGGGGUAUGCUAUUUCAGAUAUGGAUCGAGAUAUCAAGAAGGGGUUGGCAUAUAAGGAGGAUCUACACAGCACUGGAGCGACAAGACCAUGA